CUAUCAGCUGUUUGUGAAGGCUUUAUUAUUCGCCGGAUUAAAACUGUAUAAAGUUUUGUAAAAUUAAAAUUGGACAAAGUAUAAAAUAUCUAAAACAUAAAAAAUGACUCAGGAUAUUUUAAUGAGUAACGAUGAGCCCAUGGCCACCAACGAUGCAUCACGUAAUCAGCUGAAACAGUAUUGUUCUGCUGCCAAAACUUCGCAAGGUGCGCAGUUGCUGGAAGUGAUUCGCCAGGUGUUGGAAGCACCUUCGACUUACGUUUUUGGUGAACUGCUUGCUUUGCAAAAUGUGCAAGAGCUUAAAGAUGGCCCUCAUAGCAAGUACCUUAACACUCUGAAUCUUUUCGCUUAUGGAACUUAUAAGCAGUACCGGCAACAGCCUAGCGAAUACUUGGAAUUGACCGCUACAAUGCAGAAAAAACUGCAGCAUUUGACUAUCGUGUCUUUGGCUAUCAAAAAUAAAUGCAUUCCGUAUGAGGUGUUGUUGGAAGAACUAGAAAUCGAUAAUGUUCGUCAUUUAGAAGAUGUUAUCAUUGAGGCAAUUUAUGCGGAUAUUAUACAUGGCAAACUCUUCCAAAACAAUCGCUUUCUGGAAAUCGAUUAUGCUCAGGGCCGCGACAUCCCUCCAGGCUAUACCAGCAAAAUCGCUAAAACACUACAACAGUGGGUGGAUUCAUGUGAUGCCAUUUCAAAUUGCAUUGAUGUACAGAUAACACGUGCCAACUUUGAGAAAGCUAAAAGCUUGAAAAACAAGGAUCACAUAGAACAGGAGAUAAUUAAUUUGAAGAAAGUUUUGAAGACUCAAAUCACCGACAACGACGAUUCUAUGCAAAUCGAUACGCGAGAGUCAUCCAGUAUGGAUAUCCGUAGGAAGCCAUUCAAGACCAAAAGUUCACGUUUACAUCAUGCCCCCUCGGGUAAGUUGACAGGCAUGGCCUCAUCGUCCGCAGACGCAAGUGGCAAUGUGGCCAGUGGAAAUGCAGCUACUGUAGGAGGAGGUGUAAGUGGUGCCACAAGCGUUACUAUGGCAGCAGCAAACACCACCACCUCAUGGCUAAAAUCAUUCACCCAAAGUUUUGACAAGGAGUAGGUGUCGGAGAAAGGAGAGAAGAAAUAAAGCCACCUCAUUUCCAUCAAUAACAACAACUCCUUAACUAAUAACAGUAUUUUCGCAAAAACCUGAAGCGUCCUAUACCGCGUGUGUACCAGUUUCCUUUAAUAGCUUGCCAAUUGCUUUCGAGACGUCUAGAAUACUUGAAGCGCGGGAACAUAGACCACCACUCAAAUGAUGGCAUGACAGCAGCACGUCACACCAUUUCAUUUAAUUAAACGGCUUCAUUUUCAUUAUUUUCUUUGUAGAAAGUUUUUAAUUACUUUUUAGGCGUGCACUGAUUAUUCUCUCAUUUUCAUUGCAUUUUUAAUGUUAAUUUAUGAUUUUGAGUGCAAAUGUUUUUUUUUUCUUAGGUUAAUAGAUUUGAUUUAGCUAAGAUGCGGUUUCUUCAAGUAUAAAUAAAAAACACUUUUUUUUUAUCCAGAAGUUUGUAAAAUAGCUCGUCUUGUUGAUUCAUUUCAUGCUAACUAAAGUGCUACGCUUAACUGGAAAAAUAUGCUAGUUGAAUCUACAUAUCUUUUCGCUCUUCCAGCAAUUGCACUUGUAUCUAAUUUACCUUUUACUUUUAUUUACUUUUCGGUUUUCAACAUCUCAUGACUAACAAAAACACCGCAAAACA
Messenger RNA from Anastrepha obliqua, 1730 nucleotides. It is a transcript of the gene CSN7, whose product is annotated as COP9 signalosome complex subunit 7. The transcript is spliced from 4 exons. Gene Ontology annotation, cellular component: COP9 signalosome. Gene Ontology annotation, biological process: COP9 signalosome assembly. NCBI's taxonomy places the organism in Eukaryota, Metazoa, Arthropoda, Insecta, Diptera, Tephritidae. The record is from RefSeq and is a predicted model, not a curated record. The coding region runs from base 104 to 1090 and encodes 328 amino acids.